Messenger RNA from Cydia pomonella (codling moth), 11899 nucleotides. Its product is annotated as RING finger and SPRY domain-containing protein 1-like. Gene Ontology annotation, molecular function: ubiquitin-protein transferase activity; protein binding. The coding region runs from base 181 to 1755 and encodes 524 amino acids. Gene Ontology annotation, cellular component: cytoplasm. Lineage: Eukaryota; Metazoa; Arthropoda; Insecta; Lepidoptera; Tortricidae. The record is from RefSeq and is a predicted model, not a curated record. The transcript is spliced from 10 exons.
UGCUGUUGUAUCGUUUGAGUAGCCAAUACUUUUGAGAACUAUACCUGUCUACACUUGAAUUAUGAAUGUUCUGAGUACCUACAACGAUUUGAAACAUUAUUUAUAGCUGCGGUAAAACAGAAGGAAUUGUUAGGCUGAGUUUUGUAAUAAUGCAAUGAAAUCCGACAUCAAACUGCAGUAAUGGGGGUGUGUUGGUGUAAAGACAAGGCCCCAGAAGAAGGUGAUGUGUACUCACUCAGCCCGGAGCCAGAGUCUGUGUCCCCGGCUGUGUCGGAGACGCGGCCUCGCGGCAUGAAGGUUGUGGACUCAAAGCUUGUAGACCAACUUGUGCUAGAAAUGCUUGGUCUCAUAGCGUCAAUUGUUGACAACGAAGAAGAAUCUCCAGUCUCCCUGGUCAAACUGCAUAUGAUAGCAGACAAAGAGGAAGGGUGGAUACAGGUGGUGAAGUCCAUGGUCAGAGUGAUACCGCUCGAAGACCCUUUCGGCCCAUCUGUCAUCACCAUCCUACUGGAUGAUUGUCCGCUACCCUCCAAAGACUCAGUUAUAAAGGUGACGCAAAUGCUGGGGCUGUCGUCCCAGAGGGCAGCGCUAGGCGACAUGAAUGUGCGAGUUGAGCGGAACAUUUGCGUAGUGCUGGGCUGCCUGGCCGACAAGCUUGCGGGACCCAACAGCGUUGCCGUACUCACACAGAACACACUCGACUAUCUCAUCGCGUUUCUGGUGAAACGUCGCGAAGCAUGCGUGGUCCUAUUCGCGUUGUUAGCAUUAGAAAAAUUUGCCCACACGACUGAAAACAAAUUGACGAUCAACAAGUGCCUGGAGCGAGAGCGAGAAAACCCUCUGCUCGAGCUGGAGAAGUUAGCGGGGAACAAGGAUCCCGUGUGGCGGCAGGUCGGGUUCUGCGCGCAGUGGGCGCUCGACAACCUGUUCCUAAUCGAAGGCCGCAAGCUUUCCUACGAAGUCGUGGACAUGUCCACCAUCAACGUGAUUCUGAACUCGCAAGACGUGAGCGAGUACUUGAAGAUCUCGUGCGACGGUCUCGAGGCGCGAUGCGACUCUUACUCGUUCGAAAGCGUACGGUGCACAUUCCAAGUCGACGAGGGCUGCUGGUACUACGAGUCCGUCAUCGUGACGCCAGGGGUCAUGCAGAUUGGCUGGGCGACCAAGAACAGCCAUUUCCUUAAUCAUGAAGGAUACGGAAUCGGAGACGACCUGUACUCACUCUCGUACGACGGCUGCAGAAAGCUAAUUUGGUACAAAGCGCGCCCCGAGCCCGUUACGGAGGUUCCCGAGUGGCGGCCGGGGGAUGUGCUAGGAGCUCUAAUAGAUAUGAACACUAAGGAAGUGAUAUUCUCGCUCAACGGCCGACGGUUGCCACCGUGUAGAGAGAUAUUUGAAACUACCAGGCAAGGCUUCUUCGCCGCUGCGAGCUUCAUGGCGUUCCAACAGUGCCGCUUCAACUUCGGCCACGAGCCGUUCAAGUUCCCACCGACCGACCGGGCGUUCGCGUCGUUCAACCAGCACGGCUACUUGACCGACGAACAAAAAAAGGUUGUGCCUCGAAGGAUAUACCUGGAACAGCUCCGCUGCUCAAGCGUGAAGGAGGACUCCUGCACGCUUUGCUUCGACGACACCGCCUGCUGUGUGCUAGAGCCUUGCGGACACAGAGGUUUCUGCUCGCUGUGCACAUCGCAGUUGAAGGAGUGCCCGAUGUGCCGAGCGGGCAUCGUGACCGUGCGCCGCGAGGAGACAUGACAGGAGUCGCGCGACAGCGAGUCGAGUCCCAACAUCACGCUCGACGAGUCCCCCACGCCGCCCGCCGAGGCCUGCGACUCCGAGGACCAGCUCUUCGACCCGCCCGCUGAUCUCAUAUAUCGCCUACACUAGGGCCAUUCUUUACCUUCCACACUGUUAAUGGCAAUUUGUAAACCUUAUUGCAAAGACACGAUGUCACCGAUGGCAAGUUAAGUGUUGCUCUCAGUACACUAUACACUACUUUAUAGCUUUGUUCGUAGCCAAUAGAUAUCGUGGGAUCAUAUUGACUACUAUUAUGUGCCAAAUUUAAGGCAAAUUGGAUAUUGAAAUCAUGUCGUUUGUUUCAUGUAGCAAAAUGUGAUAUUGAUAUACAAACAGGAAUCCGCGGGGCAAAAUUGUUUGACAAGUAGGGAGUUCCUGUAUCGAUAAACUCAACUAUCGAUGCUAGGUCUAUAUACUAGUGAUCACUCAAGGGUUUGCUUGUAAAAAUAUGUUUUUAUUAAGAGUAAAAAAAUAAUUAAAUAAUAACUAAAUACUCUUCUUCGUUUUUAAGACAAGACAAUUUUAUAAUUUUACUCAUCCCAAUUUUUUUCUUCGUGAAUGUCUCAUUUACUGUUGUUAAAGUAAACGACCAGAAUUUGUUCCAUAUUUUCGGGCGUUAAGCGUCUCCGUCUUGGCUGAUAAAUCCAUUUCAGGUGGCUAAAUGAUUUUUCAAUUUCUGUGCAGGGGCAUAACAAUUUUUCAUAAAGUGAUCUAUUGUACUUCGUCUAUUCUUCGGUUUUAAAAUUACUUGUUCACCUUUUUGUUGCAUUUUUUUUUUUACUCUUAAUAAAAACAUAUUUUACAAGCAAACCCUUGAGUGAUCACUAGUAUAUAUAACUAGCGUCGAUAGUUGAGUUUAUCGGUACAGGAACUCCCUACUUGUCAAACUAUUUUGCUCCGCGGAUACCUAUGUCUGUUGAUAUCAUAAAAAUUCCUAAGGUACUGAACAAAUUUAUAGAGUAAUUGUUAAAUGACAGUUUAAAUAUCUUUUUUAAUUCGUUAUGUUACUUACAAUAUCAAUACAAAAAUUACUUUAGUGCUAGUACAGUCAGCGUCAAAUAAUUUUUAGCAACCAAAGUAGCCAAAUAGUUCGGUACACCAUAUAUUUAGUAUGGUGUACCGAACUAUUUGGCCACUUUGACUGCUACAAAGUAUUUGACGCUGACUGUACAAUGGUGCCUCGUAAUAAUUCCGGAACGAAGUGUUUUAUAAUCAAUUAGGAAUUCAACUUUUGUAUGGAUAAAUGACAACGACAAUAUGUCUAACUAGAUCCAUGUUUUCACCUAAACAAUAUUGAUACAAGUGUGUCGUUUUUUAAUACCAAAAUUUGAAUUUGAAACUUGCGGUGGAAAUAUGACCGGGAGAUGCAUUGUGAGUUAGUUUAUGCAGGUUCUAGCAAAUAUGUGAGUGUCAAUGUCAUGAGAAGAAUACUGGACACUUAAUUAGUUAUCGGGAAACUAUCGGAAAUUCAAAUUUCGAUCAUUAGCUUAUUUGUGAUUUUGUAGGGUAGAACCCAAUCUAGAAAGGCUGCCGCAUCAAGGCAAAGACAGCACUGUAAGUACCCUAGACAAGCCAGAGAAAGUUACAUUUCCGUCUCUAAUCAAAGUGAAGAUACAAUAUCAAAAAUAAGCAGUGACGUAACUCUUCAACCAGUAACAGCCGAUUUUAAAAAUUUAAACGAUGAUAUUAACUUCCGAUAACUAAUUACUAGCACUUAGUGCUAGCAUAGGUAGCACUAUCCGUUUAGUCCGAUCGGCAGAGAGGUCGGUGGCAAGCGUCGCUGUUAUUAUAUUAUUACUAACUGUUCAGUAGAAGUGUGGAAUUAAUGUUGUAGGUUAGUAUUGCCGUAAACUGUACAAUCAGUAAGCAGCGGUAGCGACGUGGUGGUACUCCGACGGGCGUAUAAAAUGAAACCAGUCACAAGAAUUCUACAUUCCUAUUGUUGCAGGUGACUUAAUGUUAAGUGUGGAGUAGGGAAUGGUCCCGGUACUGAGUUUGCAUGGCGAGAAACGGGAAUUCCUGGAUCCGGUGCUGUAUGUAUAUAGAAAACCAGUACCGGGAGCACUCGCUAAUGUGGGGGCCUAAAAGAAACAUUGCUUCACGGUGGUGCUCGAGCAGGCCUAAAGACUGUAGAUUUACUCUUUCAAAUGAUCCCAAAUCGAGGCGUGACCGUCGCAUUGGGACCGUUAAUACAUACUAUAUUUUUGCAUUAAGAUUAUUUUUAGUUGGCAAAGUCAUAAUAUUACGUUAAAAUUACGACUGAGUUUUAUUAAGUGAAGAGUUUGGUUAAUGAGUUUCAUUAUAUAGGUCAUAUCCGUCUAUAUAGCCGUCCGAAUUUUAGUGUACUGUCCACUUGUUUGCAAUAUUUUUUUUUGAUUCAACAAAUAUGUCAAAUUACCAACGCAUGCUAUAUUAACUGAAUAAACAGAAUUAAUUUUGUAUUAAGCAUGGCGAACGAUGAUAUUAAGCUUAGAAUAUAUUUAAAAGUGAAAAUAAAUACUGUCUUGGGUGAGACUUGAACUUACGACAUUUUAUCGCUAGCCCAUACUCUGCCAUCUAAGCUACUAAGACCCUACCCAAGGACAGCAAACAUAUCUAACAUAAGGACUAUUAGGGCGGUAUCCUAGCGACAUCUACUGUAAGUCAUAUUGAAAAUUCAGUAACCAUGCGCUACCCCAUACUAAAUUUAUUUUGUGUCCAGCAGCGAACGAUGCUAUUAAGCAAAAAUAAAUACACACAGUAAAUGUUUCCUCUUAUAAAUUUAUUCUUAGCUGAAUAAACUCGAUGUUACAGCCAUAUGCGUCUAUACCUAGAUAUUUUUGUACCACGAACGUUGACGUCUAAGUGUUUUACAAAAUAAAAACAUCGACAGUCCUGUUAUCGAUAAGUGCCACUUCAACGUGAUAGAGGUAAUACAAAGAAAAUAUAGGGUAAUAGGGUGCGUUAAAAAUAGAUAAUAGUAACAAAACUAUAAAUUUAUUUAUAUUUUACAUACUUUAGAAAACAAAUUGAAACCCUUUUGUAACUUUCUUUCUUCGUGUCACUGAAUUAAUUCUCCCAUAAGUCACUCCAUGAUAAACACACAACCACACUGAAAGAAAUGUUUGCAUAACUGUAACAAAAUUUUGGUUACUGUUUACACAAAAAUUGGGACUUGCGAACUAUGUGUUAUAUGUUACAAAACCGUGUUUGGCUAUCAGUGUUCAGGUACUGGGUAUACACUACAAAAUAAGUUUGUAAAUUUAUGCAAAGUUUAUUUUCUUAUAACCGUAGUUUAGUUAUUUAGUAAAGUUACAAAACCAGUUCGGCUAUCUAUUUUUUUCAGUGCAAAUUGUCUUUCAAAUUAACGCAGAAUGAUACAACGUACUAUAAUAUUAAACCCAAUUUUGAUCCCAUAGCAAAUCUGUGUCUGUGACUCUGUAUAUGGCUACAGUGUAGGUGUAUCUUAGUUUUUUAUUAUUAACGGUAUCGCACUGAUGUAUUAAUGACCCUCUUUCUCUUUUACUUAAAUAUGUAUACGUCGUUGAAGUAGUAAGUAUAUACUUAUCGAUAACAAGAUUGUCGAUAUUUUUAUUGUGGUAAGCACUAAGCAAAUUCUGUUCCUGCUAGAAAAAUAUCUAGGUAUAAUAUGACAAUCUAAAGCCAACCGAAAAGUUAAAAUGUAUCAUAAUGAUAGAUGCCAGUGAAAAAUCACUUGUUCUUUUACAUUAUUUAUUUUUUGAUUUGCGUGAUUGAUAUUGUCAUUUUGGUACGCACCCGUAACGUUCAGUUGUAAUCCUUAUUUUGUUUUUACAAGGGGGAAAAGUUGUUGUUUAACUCCUCGUGCUUAUAUUGAUACCCGAGAAAGCGAGAGAUUUCAAAAUUGAACCACGAGCGUAGCGAGUGGUUCGAAAUGUAGGAUUUAGAGAGUUUCAAGGCACGAGGUUUAAACAAACAUUUGCUACCGAAUGAAACAAAAAAAAUUUCACCACACCAAUGCGAUUAAAAUACUGACUCUAAAACAUUACAAAUCAAAUCCAAAAUAACGCUAUUUUAGAAUUCUAAAUCAUCACUUAAAAGUCGUUCCACCAGCCAGCAUGUGGAAUCAACUCAACAUUUACAUCUAAUUACUGUGCCACUGUAGUGGAGAAGUAACUUUCUCAUUCGUUUUUGAAGAAUAGAGCGUAUACGAGCUCGUGUGAUGAGAUUUUUAUUAAUCUAUAUGUAUACUUCUGAUUAUGAAGACAAAUGUAAAUAGCUAAUCAAAGUAGUUGUUCUUUCAUAAUCAAUCGAUGUGUAACAUACGAAAAAUGUUUAUAACAAAAAUAUGCUAUUUUUGCUACAUGCAUGGUUCAUUCAAAUAUAAUAGUGUACGAUAGCUUCGUUAUAAAAGAUAGUUAUAUGCCUAGGUAACCAUGUUAAGAUUACCGAAGGCAAAAUAAAGCAGUCACCGUCUACAAAUGAUAUAUAUAUAUAUAUAUAUACAUACAUAUUUAGGGCACUAGUAUAUUGUUAAGCGGCGCCUCGGGGAUGAGAGACCUGAGUAUAGAGAUAUUCAACCUCUAAGUAAGAUAAAUAUUCCCUUUUUGCUUUAAUACGAGGCCUUCAUCAUAAAUAAACUACGAAAUAUCAAUUUUAUCUUGUAGUAAUGUAAGUAGGUAGUCACGAGGGGCGUCAGAAUUAGAUAGUUUAACAAAUUAAAAAAUUGGUCAAAUUUAAUUAAAGUUGUAUUUGAAGAAAAUUAUUAAAAUAAUCGAACGGAGGGAUGAGCUUACGCCGAGGCCAGCUUGUUAUAUACUUGUUAUAUGCUGCGCCGUCAGUGUAGAUGUGUUCAUUCUCUAAGGCGCGCCCCACUCCGUAUCUUUUUGCCUCAAUGUGCAAUGUGCAAAUCUGUAUGCCUUUUGCAAGUGAACAUAUCUAUAACGGCAUAGCAUUCUCGGAAAACGGACCUAUACCUACUUCAAAAUUUAGAGUGCUCUGUGAAAUUUGAAAUCGUCUAAUAACGAGUAAAAUCUCACAUUUGAGUAAUGAUCUUUGUUUAACAGAGAAUGUGGUUUAUCAGGCACAAAAUUAUUGACAUAUAUCUGCGUGCACUAAGAAUAGUGCUAAUUCAGCGGUGUCACUCACGAAUUAGAGCCAAUCGUGAAGUCUAUCGCAACUAGUUGCGACCAAUCGCGCGCGUGUUGCAAACUCACCAACUAAUCGCGUUUUGGCGUUAGACUGCACAAUUGGCUCGUAUUCGUGUGCGUGACACCGCUGUACUGGCCCCAUUCUUAUUGCCUGCAAGGCCUUAGAUAUAUGUCAAUGCACAAAAUAGGUUAAACUUCGUUAUUGUUAAAAUAAACAAUACAAAGCCAUCCUUUACACAAUAAGGUUACUGAAAAUAGAUUCAACUAGUGAAUGGAGCUUAUUUAUAUCGAGAAUCAUUUACUGUUGGUUAAAAUGGUAAAGGCUGCGAGACGGGUACAGCUGUGGUACGAGUACAGUCACCAACGAUGGGGUGGGGAAUGCGUCAGGCUUAUGAAAACGAAUUGUAGAUGGAGCUCUUCUAGGUACAUAAGAAGGGUCUAUCGUUGACGGUAUACGUAUAACAGGGACCCCUGUUUGUGUAUAAUAAUGGAAACGAUGCCACGUCGAUAUUCAUAUUGACAGUUGCCUUUUCCAUUAUCUUACACUGAUAUGAUACAUUCAUAUGUUUUCAAAUAUUUCAAAAAGUAGCUCGCCAACUGAGAUGUUAUCGCUGGUGACUUUACUUUGCUGUUACUGUACUAACGUGCUGUUGAAUAUAUUUGUAACAGAUUCGUUUCUUCAAACAAUUGUAACACUCAAUAAAACGUGGUUCAAAUACAGCUCUUUUCGUUCUUGUGUAAAGAUUUAAAUUUAGGUAAUCGUAACAGGUCUUAUCAUAAUUGAAUACUAGUAUAAGAUGUUGAAUGAUUAGUAUUACGAUCUUAAUUUUUGUUAUAAUCAAGUAUACGGUAAAAGUAAUUGAGCUUUAAAUUUUAUAAGUUUCUCCAGCCAGAAUUAGUUAUCCUAAAUGCUUAGGUUAAAGUUAGUUGUAACUCUUUACUUUAACCAAAACUUGCUGUCACAAAGUGCCUUGAUGGAAACUGAAAUGAUCAAACUAUAAAAAUUAAUUUCAGAAUAAAUUAGUUUUGACAAUAUGUUAAAGAUCGGUACGACGACGAGCGAUGCAAGGAGGAGCGUGUCAGGUCAACUUUGACCAAACUGCCGGAACGGACUUUCAUAUUUUACGAUAAUUACUUACAACAAUAAGGCUUUUGUGUUGUGUAUGACCUAAUAGUAAAAAUAGUCCAUGCUUAUUUUUUUAAUGUAAUAUAAUCUCGGUGACAACAAAGGUACCUUGUGAAAUCUAGUUCUUACCUACUUAAAAAUAGGAGUUACUAGGUUUAACCUAGGCAUUUAACAAAACGCGUUUUAACUAAAAACCUGUCUAUACUGUGUGUAGCAUGUACAUAAGUAACAUUUAAAUAUGGGGUAUUACUGCGAUGUUCUGCCGUCAAAGUGCCGCACUAGCACAAAUCGUAAACCAUAGAGUAACUUAUACAUACUAAUCAUACUACACAGUUAAACAGUUUUUUUCCAAGUUUUCACAGAUAAUUUGGAUUACAAAUAAAUAUGACAUUGAUGCUAAAAGGCUGUUUGUUUACAGAGGGCCUACCGCGAAACGCGAAAAUCGAAAUUUCGUUAUCUGCUUCUCUAUCGCUCGAACAUGCGAGAGUGACAGAGAGGGAAACGAAAUUUUAAUUUUUGUUUUUUUUUUGCGGUAGGUCCUCCGUUUGUGCUAGUGGUGCCCCCUACACAGAAUGUUGCGUAAUAUUCCCUAUUGGUGUCGAAAAUGAAAUAAUUAUUAUCUGCCUUGAUACUCUAACCUUUUUUUACUCACUGCCAGUUGUCGUCUGCUUUACCUACGUGCCCGCACACACAUACUUGUUGAAUGCCUUGUUAUACACACAAAUGUCUUCUAUAGACAACGAAAAAUGCCAUUAUCUACCGGUCUUCAGACUAAGACUUGGUACGGCGAAAAUAUCUUGAACAUUGCUCUUUAUUGAAGAGCCCUUAUUACUGAAGUCGAAGUUUUGAAUCAAUUCCGGAGCAAUUAUUAUUUUUCAUAAGUAAAUGUUUUUUCAUUCGUAUUGGGUAUAGAGUUGUAUUUUUUUAAGGUGGUCGAAUAUUCCUGAAGAUCUCUCCCAAUAGAAACUAUAAUAACUUCAUCACAAUGGCUGCCGUCUCAUUAUGGGAAGUGUGAGUUCCACUGGGAUCAUGUGUGCAUUUUACGUGUGGGCUAUCAUUAUCGAAUGCAUUAUUAUUAGCUACAUUUAAGCAACAGCAAUUGACACAGCUUGCAUCUCAAGUUCGAAAAACUAUUAAAAAAAUUACCUAAAUGUAUGAGCGCCACAGGACAAAUUGCCGUUUUAUAAUUAUUACUAGGUUAAUUUUUUAUUCUGAAGAUUAGGGUUCCUUCUCCUGCAAAAUACCGUAAAACUAAGUUACUCUGAACCAUUUUUUAUAUUAGAUAUGACACUUUUUGAGCAGAAAAAAAAUAUAACAAUCUACAAGAUAUGAGCAAUGAUAUGGUUUUUCGGGAAAACUAUUUUGAUUUAAAUGAGUGAAAAAAAAAAAACUUUAAUUCACCCCUAUUUCUUUCAGUUGUAUCCUUUUUGUACUGCAACUGCUUUAUCGAAAAUAUAUGAAACUUUUCAACCUUUCUCACAAAACACUAGAAAACGAUUAGGUUUUCUUGCUUUUUGAAAAUUCAUAAAACUAUGCCUCAAUUCCCAAAAAAAUAAGCCUAAAUCUAGCCUAGGUUCCUACCAUUACCUUGCUCUCGUCCGAGUCGUCCGUAUAGUCAGUCCGGGGCAAGUCGUGUUGCUAGACAGACCUGUGCUGCGUUGCGCGCAAUAGCAAUUGAAAUUCCAUUUAAAAACGAAUAGUUCUGCGCGCUCGAUGCUUUCAAUUGCUUGGAAUUGACGGUUCCAUCUGUCGGUUUUGACGUUCGGUCUGGCCUAGUGGGUAGUCAUCUAUUUUUGCCUAAGAUCAAAACGCGAAUUUCUCCAGGAUGGUAGACAUUUUCCAAGAUGGCUGCGAUUCUUUGAGGUUCCCAAAAGUGAAACGGUGUGGACAUGAAAAAGGGCCUUUAAUUUGCAUACACACCGAAUUUCAGGACUGUUUGUCCUAUUCCGAUUCCUAUUGUGCUAAACGUUACAUUAAACUGGUUUUAAUGCCCUUGUGUGUAACGUAUUCCAUUCAUCAUCGAAGUCAACCUGUGAACCUGGGUUUAUUAAAUACCAGUCUUUGAAAUGGUGCCCUAUUGAUUUUCCAAGAAAAAAUACGCCGAUUUUCGUUUCGCCGACAACGAUUCGCUGACGGGUUCUUUGGCAGAGUAACGAUUGGCAGAAUGUCAUUACGCAUAAUAGUCGUUUGCAAAAGUAGUCAGUAGAGUAGUUGAUACGCAUACGAGUAUUUAAUUUUCGUAGAAUAAAUCAUUCGGUAACUGUCACAUUUACCCGAGAAACUAAAAUAUUGAUUGGCAAAACUUAAAGCUUAUAUGCUUACUUUACUCUUUGUUAGACUAGGACAUGACUAGACAACUUUUAAUUUGAAUCUGAUAAACAUGGUUUUGAUACAUUUAAUUAUUUACUUAUUUUUUAUAUUACCAUAACAUUAAAAUCUAUAUAGCAUAGGUAAAUAUAAUACCUACGCCUUUGUUCAUAUCGAGUAGGUUUUUUUACACGUUUAUUGAGUGUAGGAAUGGGGCUCGUUAAUUUACGAUAUAUUGCCGAAUAAGUAUAAGAAGCAGCAAAUUUUAUAAACUACGACUAUAUACUCGUAGUAGGUACUUAGGUACCGCAAUUCGUAAAUGUAUAAAUAAACUUUAACUUUUUUCGAAAAUAAAGAUGUAUAAAAUGUGAAACUUUAUUCGACUAAACGUUGCUUAAACGAAAAGAUUACUCUGCUAAAUGAAAAUCUUCCAAUUAGUUCUGCUAAUUUACACAGAAGCGAACAGAGCCCCUAGUGUAAAUUUAUUCGAUUUCGUAACGUGACGUACGCGUUUGCGUUAAGUCUCAUUUUGUACGCUAUCGAAUAAAUGUACACUAGGGGUACUGGACUGUGUGUGAGUCUGCGUAACGUUAGUCGACCAACAGUUAAAUAAAUAAAUCACUCUCUGCGAAAAGAUGUUCGGCGAAUCGUUGUCUGCGAAUCGAUAAUAUGCUAAAAAAUUGACCGAGAAUCAUUAGAUACCCCUUGAAAUAAGUAUCGUACUUUAAAGUGUGACUAGACGACCUACCAUGCAUUGGGGCUCGUAGGCAUGGAGUUUAUGACCACUAGCAACUGCCCAAGGCGAUACAGGCUGAUACGAAAUACUAGGUUGAAAUUACGAUUUUCUUGUGAUAACAACAUGUAACAAACAAAUCGAUGUACCAUUUCAUCCAGAAGAUACAGUAUAAAAUGCUAUACUUAGGUGAUUAUAUAAAUAAGUUUGAUUAUUUUCAUUUUAUAGAAUUACGCGAAAAUACGUCAACAGAUGUAGUUGAAAAUGAUCAUUUAUUUUUGACGCUGAUUGUUUUGUAAAUGCAUUAUUUAUAUAUUUUUAAAGAUACGGAUAAAUUACAAACUAAUCGUAAUGGUAGUUAUAUUUCUCCCAAUCAAGUUUAUUGGUAGGUACCUAAAGGCAAACCACUCCGCUGCUUGAUAUUUGAAUAUUGUUGGUAUCUGAAUAUAAUAUUCCGCAUUAGCCCUAAGUUUUAAAGGCGAAAAGUAUGUAUGUUCUCAUUCGAAUGUUGUGUAAAAAAGCAUGGAGCUUUUACUAGUACAACAAAAUAUAAGCUAAGAAUGCGUGGGUAUUGUAAGUAAAAACUGAUUCAUUUCAUUUUUAUUACUUUGUAAAUUAAAUGUUUGUGCAACUUGAAAGAUAUAUUACGCCAUGACAUGUUAAGAGAUUGUUGAUAACGAGGAGAGAUGUAUUUAAGACACCAUCUUGUUUUUCUUUGUCAGCACACCCUUCAGGUCGCAUGUUAUAAAAAUAUCGUACUUGCAACUUUUGGUUAGGUAUAAACAAUUAUUUUCUUACGCAAAUUAUAAGAAAAAGUUAUUAUUACAA